UUUAUUAAACUUUUAAUCUUCUUUAUUUAUUUAUUUAUUUAUUUUCCUCUCUCUCUUUCUCUCUUCUUUCUUCCUCACAACCCUUUUCUCUUCAGAAAUUGUUUGGGGGGGAGAAUGAAGUUUGGAUUCACCAUUUUUUGAUUACAUUUCCUUUGUGAAAAAAAGGAUUUACAUUUUUUUGAAGAAAAAAUUUGGAAGAAAACUUUAGAGUGCAGAAAACAGAGGAAAAACAGAGUUUUUUGCAACUAGGUUUCUGGGUUUAUUUGAUAUUCCUGCUUAAUUAAGGAAAAAAAAGAUUUUUAAUUUGGGUUUUUGGAAUAAUUAAGGAUUUGGGCUUUUAUGAAGUGGAAUUUAUUGUAGAAAGGAGCAAAAAGAAGCCCAGAUCGAGAAGCAACCAUAGGACUUUGAUCUGAAUUAAAGAACAAUGGCUGCUUCAGUCACUUUAGCUGUCGGAUCUCUUGUUUGGGUUGAGGACCCUAAUGAUGUUUGGAUAGACGGUGAAGUGGUUGAAAUUAAAGGUGAAAACUUAAAGGUCGUUUGCACUUCAGGAAAAACGGUUGUAGUUCAUGCUUCAAAUGUAUAUCCAAAAGACCCGGAAGCUCCUCAGUGUGGGGUGGAUGACAUGACAAAGUUGGCUUAUUUACAUGAACCUGGAGUGUUGCAGAACCUGAAAUCUAGAUAUGAUAUUAACGAAAUAUAUACUUAUACCGGGAGCAUUUUAAUUGCAGUAAAUCCUUUUAGAAGACUACCUCACUUGUAUGACAUACAUAUGAUGGAGCAAUAUAAGGGUGCAGGUUUUGGGGAGCUCAGUCCGCAUCCUUUUGCAAUUGCAGACGCUUCAUACCGAUUGAUGAUGAAUGAAGGCAUUAGUCAGUCAAUAUUAGUUAGUGGGGAAAGUGGGGCAGGUAAAACAGAAAGUACGAAAAUGCUCAUGCGUUAUCUUGCAUAUAUGGGGGGCCGAGCAACUGCAUCUGAAGGAAGAAGUAUUGAACAGAAAGUUCUUGAGUCUAAUCCUGUUUUGGAAGCAUUUGGUAAUGCGAAGACUGUCAGAAAUAAUAACUCCAGUCGUUUUGGGAAGUUUGUGGAGAUUCAAUUUGACCAGAAUGGAAGAAUAUCUGGAGCAGCAAUAAGAACAUAUUUGUUGGAAAGAUCACGUGUGUGUCAAGUAUCUGAUCCAGAGAGAAAUUAUCAUUGUUUCUACAUGCUUUGUGCUGCACCCAAAGAAGUUGUCCAGAAAUACAAGUUGGGGAACCCACGAACAUUUCAUUAUCUGAACCAAUCAAAUUGUAUUGAGCUGGAAGGGCUUGACGAUGGCAAAGAAUACCUUGCAACAAUAAGAGCAAUGGAUGUGGUUGGAAUUAGCCCCGAGGAGCAGGAAGCAAUUUUUAGAGUUGUGGCCGCUGUUCUUCAUUUGGGAAACAUUGAGUUUACAAAGGGGAAGGAAAUGGAUUCAUCUGAACCAAAAGAUGAGAAGUCCCUAUUCCAUUUGCAAACAGCUGCUGAACUUUUCAUGUGUGAUCCAAAGGCACUAGAAGAUUCUCUUUGUAAACGAAUAAUGGUUACUCGUGAUGAGACAAUAACCAAAUCUUUGGAUCCAGAAUCUGCUGCACUGAGUAGAGAUGCUCUUGCUAAAAUUGUAUACUCUAGGUUGUUUGAUUGGCUCGUGAAUAAUAUUAACACUUCAAUUGGUCAAGAUCCAAAUUCAAAGUCCAUAAUUGGGGUGCUGGAUAUCUAUGGAUUUGAGAGUUUCAAAACAAACAGUUUUGAGCAAUUCUGCAUAAAUUUAACGAAUGAGAAGCUUCAGCAACAUUUUAAUCAGCAUGUUUUCAAGAUGGAACAGGAGGAAUAUGAAAAAGAAGAAAUUAAUUGGAGCUACAUUGAAUUUAUUGAUAAUCAAGAUGUUCUGGAUCUCAUUGAAAAGAAACCUGGUGGAAUCAUUGCACUUCUGGAUGAAGCUUGUAUGUUCCCAAGAUCAACACAUGAAACAUUUGCGCAGAAGUUAUAUCAGACAUAUAAAAAUCAUAAACGGUUCAGCAAGCCCAAAUUAGCUCGUAGUGAUUUUACUAUCUGCCACUACGCCGGUGAUGUUACCUAUCAAACUGAACUGUUUCUGGAUAAGAACAAGGACUAUGUUGUUGCUGAACACCAAGCACUUUUGAGUGCUUCCAGAUGUUACUUUGUUGCAAAUCUAUUUCCCCCUUUACCAGAGGAAUCUUCCAAGUCAUCAAAGUUUUCUUCUAUAGGUACCCGCUUUAAGCAACAAUUGGUAUCCCUACUUGAAACCCUGAGUGCUACUGAACCUCAUUACAUACGCUGUGUGAAGCCGAAUAAUCUUCUUAAGCCAGCAAUCUUUGAGAAUCAGAAUGUCCUUCAACAGCUACGCUGUGGGGGAGUUCUAGAGGCUAUUAGGAUCAGCUGUGCUGGAUAUCCCACUAGGAAGCCCUUUCUCGAGUUUCUAGACCGGUUUGGGAUUCUUGCACCAGAAGUUCUAGAUGGAAGUUCUGAUGAAGUCGCAGCAUGUAAGAGGCUUUUGGAGAAAGUGGGACUUGAAGGUUAUCAGAUUGGUAAGACAAAAGUUUUCCUCAGGGCCGGGCAGAUGGCUGAUUUAGAUGCUCGCAGAAGUGAGGUGUUAGGACGAUCAGCAAGUAUCAUCCAGAGAAAAGUCCGUUCUUAUCUGGCUCGCAGAAGCUAUAUAGUGCUAUGCCGUUCAGCAGUACACAUACAAGCUGUCUGUAGAGGACAACUUGCUCGUCAUGUAUAUGAGGGAAUGAGGCAGGAAGCUGCAUCCUUGAGAAUACAAACAGCUGUGCGGAUGCAUCUUGCACGAAAAGCAUACAGGGAAGUCUGUUGCUCUUCUGUUUCCAUUCAAACCGGAAUGCGUGGUAUGGCUGCUCGUGACGAGAUGCGGUUCAGACGACAGACUAAAGCUGCCAUAUUUAUUCAGAGUCACUGUCGCAAAUUCUUAGCUCACCAGAGUUACUUGAAAUUGAAGAAAGCAGCCAUCAUUACCCAAUGUGCAUGGAGAUGUAAAGUUGCUCGUAAAGAAUUGCGCAACCUUAAGAUGGCUGCACGAGAGACUGGUGCUCUCCAAGCUGCCAAAAAUAAACUUGAAAAGCAAGUUGAGGAGCUUACUUGGCGCUUACAAUUGGAGAAACGAAUGAGGGCUGAUCUGGAAGAAGCUAAAACACAAGAGAACUCAAAACUACAGGCCGCGUUACAAGAGAUGGAGCUUCAAUUUAAGGAAACGAAGGAGUUGCUUGUAAAGGAGCGUGAGGCUGCAAAAAGCAUUGUUGAACAUGUACCUGUUAUACAGGAGGUGCCAAUUAUUGACAGUGUAAUGGUGGAGAAGCUUACAGCGGAAAAUGAGAAACUCAAGGACUUGAUCAGCUCACUGGAGAAGAAAGUUGAUGAAACCGAGAAGAAAUUUGAAGAAACAAGCAAACUCAGUGAAGAACGUUUGAAACAGGCACUAGAUGCGGAAUCAAGGAUGAUAAAGUUGAAGACUGACAUGCAAAGACUUGAAGAGAAAAUCUUUGACAUGGAAUCAGAAAAUAUGGUCCUUCGGCAGCACCAGCAAUCAUUACUAGCAGCACCUGGGAAGUCGUUGUCAGAGUUAACUCCAAUAUCUGUUACUUCGAAAUUGCCAAAUGGUCACCUUGUCAGCGAAGAUUCCAAAGUGAAUGAAGCUCAAACUGGAAUGCCUGUGAAGAAAUUAGAUUUUGAGUCUGAACACAAAUUUAAUCGAUCACAUUUUGAACGCCAACAAGAGAAUGUUGAUGCUCUUAUUAAAUGUGUCACAAAAAAUAUUGGCUUCAGUCAAGGAAAGCCUGUCGCAGCUUUUACAAUUUACAAGUGUCUCCUCCAUUGGAAAUCUUUUGAAGCAGAGAGGACUAGUGUGUUUGACCGCCUCAUUCAGAUGAUUGGCUCUGCCAUCGAGAACGAAGAUGAUAACAAUGAGCACAUGGCUUAUUGGCUGUCGAAUUUGUCGGCUUUGUUAUUCCUUCUUCAACGGAGCCUUAAAGCUUCUGGUGCUACUGGUGGUACAGCGCAGCGUAAACCUCCGCCUCCGACAUCCCUCUUCGGAAGGAUGACUAUGGGUUUUCGCUCCUCUCCUUCCUCCAAUAGUCUUGCUGCACCAGCGGGUGAUACCGUUCGUCAAGUGGAGGCCAAAUACCCAGCUUUGCUUUUCAAGCAGCAGCUAACUGCGUAUGUGGAGAAAAUUUAUGGCAUUAUUCGUGAUAACUUGAAGAGGGAGUUGUCAUCGUUGCUUUCCUUGUGUAUCCAGGCGCCUAGAACAUCCAAGGGAGCCUUGAGAUCAGGUCGAUCUUUUGGGAAAGAGUCUGCGGUAAAUCACUGGCAGGCCAUUAUUGAGUGCCUCGACUCGCUUCUCUAUAUGUUGAAAGAAAAUUUUGUCCCAUCGGUUCUUUGUCAGAAAAUCUUUACCCAAAUAUUCUCUUAUAUCAACGUACAACUCUUCAACAGUCUACUACUACGACGUGAAUGCUGUACUUUUAAUAACGGAGAAUAUGUGAAAGCUGGAUUAGCAGAGUUAGAACUGUGGUGUGCUCAAGCAAAGGAAGAGUAUGCUGGUGCUUCCUGGGAUGAACUGAAACACAUAAGACAAUCUGUCGGGUUCCUGGUUAUACAUCAAAAGUACAGGAUAUCUUAUGAUGAAAUAACUAAUGAUCUCUGCCCCGUAUUAAGUGUGCAGCAACUGUACAGAAUAUGUACCUUGUAUUGGGAUGACAACUAUAAUACUCGAAGCGUGUCGCAGGAUGUAAUCUCGAGCAUGAGAGUCGUGAUGAUAGAGGACUCCAACAAUGCCGAUGGCAAUUCCUUUUUGCUAGACGAUAGUUCCAGCAUCCCGUUCUCUGUCGACGAUAUAUCGAACUCCAUGGUAUCGAAAGAUUUUGUAGACGUAAGACCAGCCGAGGAGCUUCUUGAGAAUCUGGACUUUCAGUUUUUACAUGAAUGAGGUCCUACAAACUCAACACUUCAUUUGUUUGGAAUCUAAUUAGCAGUGGUGAUUGAUUAAUUUUAUUCUUUCACACCAUAUUAUAUUUGUAAAUUUUGAUUAGUUGUAGAAGGGUUGAAUAUUAGAAUUUGUAUUUUUCUUCCUAUUUUCUUGUUUAUUCCCAGUUUUGGCUGGUCUUUUUAAUGCUUAUUCAUUUCUCCACCUCCCAAUAUUUAAUAGUAGGGGCUCAAAUUUUUUUUCCUUAUUUUUUUUGUUUAAUUUUUGUAUUAGGGUAUUUUAAGGGCGAAAGGCGAUAAACGGGUAAAACCCGAUUUGUUUUUAGUUUUGUAUAAAGAAACAAUGCAUAUAUUUGAAAAAAAAAACUACAAUUGUAAUGACAAGUAUUGCAAGGGUUAUUUUUUGCUUUUUUUAAAAUUUAUUUUUGUAAUAGGUUUUAUUUGUUAGGUUUUGUCAGCUAUGAUUAUGUAAUCAAUUGAAAGCAUGCAUAUACAUCCUAAAUGUACGUGAUGCUUAGUACUUCAAUUGAUUGCAUCAUGCAUAUACAUACAUGUACGAACUGUGGAGCCAAAAAUAUUUCUUCAGAACUUUGGAAUCUGUUAAUUUAUAUAGAAAAUAAAAUAAAUAUAAACCUUUGCUAUGAAAUAAAUAUAUGUUAAUUAUUUAGAUUCAAAAGGAUAAAGAUGAAAACUUUUUGUUUGAGG
Amaranthus tricolor (Joseph's coat) is the source of this 5676-nucleotide messenger RNA. RefSeq names its product myosin-6-like. Gene Ontology annotation, cellular component: cytoplasm; actin cytoskeleton; myosin complex. NCBI's taxonomy places the organism in Eukaryota, Viridiplantae, Streptophyta, Magnoliopsida, Caryophyllales, Amaranthaceae. Gene Ontology annotation, molecular function: ATP binding; microfilament motor activity; actin filament binding. Bases 425 to 4975 code for a protein of 1516 amino acids. The record is from RefSeq and is a predicted model, not a curated record. Gene Ontology annotation, biological process: actin filament organization; vesicle transport along actin filament. The transcript has 39 exons.